AUGCUCACCGUUCUACGACAUUCUUGUCGCAGUCAACCUCGCAUUUUUACUCGUGGUUUUGCAGAAAUCGUUCCUGUAGCCUCUGGCCGGGGUUCUAGGCCUUCUGCUCCACCUCCUCUCAAAGGCACCAUCGACCCUCCGCCUACUCGUGUCAUUGCUGGUCCAGAUGGCAGUUCAAACGCUUUAAAUGAUGAAUUCCAAGUUGCAGCUCCAGAACGACUGGGAAACCGUAUACCAGUGCGGGCAAAUCAUGGAUUGUAUGCAUUCUUCCGAAAGAAAGAACCCGAUGCUGGUCAGACGUUGAUAGGCGAGGCUCAGUUUGAAACUUUGGGUGGAAGUAUAGAGAUGGAAAGAACUCGUUCUGGUAGGUCGUGGAAGGCGUCAGAGCUACGACUGAAGAGCUUUGAAGAUCUUCACGCUCUGUGGUACAUCCUGCUACGAGAACGAAACUUGCUCGCAACGCAGGAAGAAGAAGUUCGUAGACUAGGUGUCAUGAAGGCCGUCCAAACUUUCAACAAUCAAAUCAGGAUGUGUCGCAAAUCUAUGGCUCGCAUCAAAUAUGUGAUGAACGAACGAAGACUUGCUUACGAGGGUGCUGUAACCCUUGCCGAAGAAGAAAAGAUGGCUCAUGUUACGAAUUUGGUGUUGAAGCAGCAGACGGCUGAAUAUCGAACAGAACGUGAACAUUUACUCGGAAGGCAGAAAAGUGCGAAGAUGAAGGCUAUAAGGGAAGCCAAGAGGGUGAAAAUGCAGGCUAAAAUGGAAGCGCAGGCUGAGAUGGAAGCACAGGCUAAGACGGAAGUGCAGGCAGAGACUGAGACGGAAGCACGAACUGCCGUGGUGCAACUCGAUAGUGAGCAGGACCCUGUGACGGCACAGCCUGAAUCUGUUGAGGUCAAGACAGAUACUCCAGAAGAGUCAGCGUCACUUGAACCCGUUGAGACCAAGACCGAUGCUCCUGAAGUAGUUCAGUCUCAACAGGUUGUCGAAAAAUCAGAGCAGACCACGAAAUUCCGGCCUUCACAGUCGGAAAGCGCGUCUGAAGUGGCGACUGCAGGGUUGUUUGGCACUCGUGGUAGACGUAGAUAG
This is a messenger RNA of Lentinula edodes (shiitake mushroom), 1089 nucleotides long. RefSeq names its product mitochondrial 39-S ribosomal protein L47 (MRP-L47)-domain-containing protein. Gene Ontology annotation, molecular function: structural constituent of ribosome. NCBI's taxonomy places the organism in Eukaryota, Fungi, Basidiomycota, Agaricomycetes, Agaricales, Omphalotaceae. Bases 1 to 1089 code for a protein of 362 amino acids. Gene Ontology annotation, cellular component: mitochondrial ribosome; mitochondrial large ribosomal subunit. The transcript has 3 exons. The record is from RefSeq and is a predicted model, not a curated record. Gene Ontology annotation, biological process: mitochondrial translation.